Molecule: messenger RNA, 1460 nt
Organism: Coregonus clupeaformis (lake whitefish)
Lineage: Eukaryota; Metazoa; Chordata; Actinopteri; Salmoniformes; Salmonidae
Product: carbonic anhydrase 1
Exons: 7
Coding region: 84-866 (260 amino acids)
Biological process (GO): carbon dioxide transport
Cellular component (GO): cytoplasm
Molecular function (GO): zinc ion binding; carbonate dehydratase activity
Source: RefSeq, a predicted model, not a curated record
UCAAGUGGAGGACACUGGCUGUUUGCACUCCGGAGCGACGCAAUUUUGGGGGAUUUACAGCACUAGAUACCCAAAUAGUAACAAUGUCUCAUGCAUGGGGAUACGCACCGGACAAUGGACCCGACAAAUGGUGUGAAGGCUUCCCAAUUGCCAACGGACCCCGCCAGUCUCCCAUUGACAUUGUACCUGGGGAGGCUGCCUUCGACGCAGCCUUGAAGGCGCUCACGUUGAAGUACGACCCUUCCACCUCCAUUGACAUUCUCAACAACGGACAUUCCUUUCAAGUGACCUACGCCGACGACAACGACAACUCAACUCUGACAGGGGGGCCCAUUUCAGGGACGUACAGGCUAAAGCAGUUCCACUUCCACUGGGGCGCCAGCGACGACAGGGGUUCUGAGCACACUGUGGCCGGGACCAAGUAUGCUGCUGAGCUCCACCUGGUGCACUGGAACACCAAGUACCCCAGUUUUGGUGAUGCUGCUAGCCAGUCUGAUGGCCUUGCUGUUGUAGGAGUCUUCCUCCAGGUUGGAAAUGAAAAUGCCAAUCUUCAGAAGGUCCUUGAUGCUUUUGAUGCCAUUAAAGCCAAGGGCAAGCAGACCUCUUUCGAGAACUUUGACCCCACCAUCCUGCUCCCCAAGUCCCUAGACUACUGGACUUACGACGGCUCCCUGACCACACCCCCUCUGCUGGAGAGUGUCACCUGGAUUGUCUGCAAGGAGUCAAUCAGCGUCAGCCCUGUCCAGAUGGGCAAAUUCCGGAGCCUGCUCUUCUCCGGAGAGGGUGAAGCCGCCUGCUGCAUGGUGGACAACUACCGCCCCCCUCAGCCCCUCAAGGGCCGCGCUGUGCGUGCAUCCUUCAAAUAAAUCCCCCUGCCCCCCAAUCCCCCUUCCCCCUCUGCUUAGUGAGACACCCAGGCGUGCCUCCCCUGCAUUAAGCCUCAGAGCAUUUUACAUUUUUUUGAAGAACAAAAUCCCUCCUUUCCUGUCGCCUCUCUUGAGCGAUAACCAUCCAGAGAAGCCCUGAUGUACACAAGACAAGCACUCCACAGUGGUGGCUAUAAUGUGACAGAUUUACCGGGAUUUUGCCUCCGGUGCCAAUGUUGUAGACAGCUACUGGGCUCUGUAGUUUUUCAUAGAUAGAGAGAUAGGAUGCGUCAACAAACAAACAAAGCUUGCAAAGAGGCUAAGAAUAUAGAAAUAUAGCUGGGAUAAUGUCAUAGAUGAUUCAGUUGGAGAAAGACAAGCAGACCUGACUAGCAGUCAGUGACAGGCCUUGGAUGGAUGAAACUGCUUCACCAUCUGUGAAUAGGGCCAGACACACACACACACACACACACACACACUGCCAGUCUGUCUGUAAUCUCUGAUUGACUGCCUGCCUCAGGAUCAGGGCAGCUUAAUGGAACACAGCGGUCGCUUCCAUCACACCCGAUCGAACCAGAAAAUACCCCUCUGGCA